AUGACUGUCCAAGGACGAACUAUUCAAAACGAAUUUAACAGUGCUAUAAGCCUUAAACACAUCAGAGUUUCACUUUGCAAUCGAACAGUAAGUGAGACUCACGCUUUUCUUAAUGAAAAAAUAUUAAGUACGACUAGUGAAUCUUCACGUGUAAGGCUUGGUUCAAUAUCAUGUCUCCUAGACGAGCUUCUGGUAUUUGGCUGCAUGGAAUUCCACGUUGCGUUCGACCAUUAUUCAUCAAAAAAUACCACACUGAACUGCGCGAACGAGAGAAAUUGCAAAAAACAAUUCAAGGUGCUGGUUUUGUCUAAGAGUGGAUUGCCCGUAGCAUUCCUGGAUUGUGGCGAGAAGCAGUACUUGUUAUUACUUGAGAGACCUCUCGACAACAUUCUUCUUUUGCAGUGUUUGGAUGAUAUUAUUUAUGAUUCUACUGGCAAAGCACACGAAACUCUUUUUCCAAACCAUACAUUAUGCAGCAGUGUGCCACAUCUUAUGAAAUUAUUGUCAUCUUCUCGGGACAGAGCUAUAGUUAUGUUCAUUCUGAGUUCUAUAUUCUCAGCACGCGCUUUGAGAAUUGCUUUUGGUUUUCGUGAGCAUAUCGUCAAUAAAGCGGUAGAAGAUAUUCAGAGUUUUGUAGAAGAACUAGAGAAUCAACAUUUUAUAUCAAAUCAAGCUGAGAAUUUGCUGAGCCAAACAGUUUCUCGCUUGGAAGAAGAAAUAAAUUCAAGCGACCGACGACCAAACAAGAGGGUUCUUGAAGACAGCGAAGAUGACAUGGAAUUUGAAAUUAACAACAAAAGAGCUAGACUUCAACAUCUGAAAACAAAUAAAGUUGCUGUCAAGGAGAGAAUGGCGAGAAGACUUUUUCAUAAGUGGAAAAGGUCUUUAAGAUCCCAGAGGGGAAAAGGGCAAGGACGUUAUAGAAUUGAUCGUGGAGCAGAAAGUGCGAUCAACGAUAUUCUUUAUGAGCAAUCGAAAGCCCAUAAUCGAAG
Messenger RNA from Paramuricea clavata, 992 nucleotides. The record is from the annotation of a GenBank genome assembly. Lineage: Eukaryota; Metazoa; Cnidaria; Anthozoa; Malacalcyonacea; Plexauridae.